Daphnia pulex (common water flea) is the source of this 1762-nucleotide messenger RNA. Its product is annotated as serine/threonine-protein kinase/endoribonuclease IRE2-like. Gene Ontology annotation, molecular function: protein serine/threonine kinase activity; ATP binding; RNA endonuclease activity. Bases 109 to 801 code for a protein of 230 amino acids. NCBI's taxonomy places the organism in Eukaryota, Metazoa, Arthropoda, Branchiopoda, Diplostraca, Daphniidae. The record is from RefSeq and is a predicted model, not a curated record. Gene Ontology annotation, cellular component: IRE1-TRAF2-ASK1 complex. The transcript has 2 exons. Gene Ontology annotation, biological process: intrinsic apoptotic signaling pathway in response to endoplasmic reticulum stress; protein phosphorylation; IRE1-mediated unfolded protein response.
AUAACCAUUCUUAUUUCUUAUCAAAUUAUCAAAGAAACAAAUUUCUUAUCAAAGAAAUAAAUACUUCUUUUCCAUCAGACAAACUUUGUCCAGUGCGUUUGUUGCAAAAUGGCAGCUAGUUCAUCCGUCGACAAAGUGACCAUUGAUCGUGCAAAGAUUUUAGGAAAGGGAAAUUUUGGCAUCGUUUUCGAAGGUGCUUGGUGUUAUCUUAAAGUGGCCGUCAAACGAAUUCCUCUAGAAAACGCCGCGAGCAGUAAACGAGAAGAAAGUGCUUUACAAAAAUUCAAUCACGAAAACGUCAUCAAACUAUUUCAUGUGGAGGAAAAUGAUGACUUUAAAAUUUUCGUCCUUGAAUUUUGUGAUGCCUCUCUGGAAAAAUUGUUUCUCAAAGAAAAUGACCCGAAAAAAUACCGCGGUCCAAUGCCGCCAGAAACGGAAGUUCUCCUCCAGUUGGCUAAAGGACUAGAGUACAUUCAUCAAAAGGAAUUAGUCCAUCGCGACAUCAAGCCACAGAACGUUCUCAUUUGGGUGAAUCCAAACUCAAACCAGGUUUUGAUGAAAUGGGCUGAUUUCGGUUUCAGUAAACGUGUCAACGAAAGGGGAACUUACACAAUGAGUGCAGUGAAGGGAACAUACGAUUAUUUCGCACCGGAAAUAUUGAAACACCUGGACGAGGCCAGUUCUACUGGAAACGAAGUUCAGAAAAGAGGGACCGUCAAGAGCGAUGUAUUUGCAGAAGGCCUCGUCUUUGGCUACUUCAUUGUGGAAGUGAUAAUCUGGUGGAAAUGGUUAGUCUCCUGAUCCAGCACGGAGCCAACGUCAAUGCACUGGACAGUAUAGGUAAAAAUGCUCUUCUUUUGUGGUGCGGAUAUCGUGAACAUCAUGAAAACAAAAGUUUUUUGGCAAUCAUCAAUCUCUUCGUUAAAAAUGGGAUCAAUAUCAAUUGCAAAACUGAAUACGGAUAUAAUGCUCUAAUUAAAUUGUGCAAAUAUUAUAAAAAGGAAAAUUUAAUUGACAUUAUUCAAUUUUUAAUUGAAAAUGGGAUCGAUGUCAAUUGCAAAGACAAAGACGGAAGGAAUGCUCUCAUUUUUUUGUGCGUAAAUUAUAAAAACCAAAUUCUAAUUGACAUUAUUCGACUUUUAAUUGAAAAUGGGAUCGAUGUCAAUUGCAAAAACGAAUACGGAAAUAAUGCUCUCACUUUAUUGUGCGCAUAUUAUCAAAACGAAAAUUUAAUUGACAUUAUUCAAUUUUUAAUUGAAAAUGGGAUCGAUGUCAAUUGCAAAGACAAAGACGGAAAUAAUGCUCUCACUUUAUUGUGCGCAUAUUAUCAAAACGAAAAUUUAAUUGACAUUAUUCGACUUUUGAUUGAAAAUGGGAUCGAUAUCAAUUGCACAACCAAUAACGGACAUAAUACUCUCACUGAAUUGUGCGAAUAUUACGGAAACAAAAAUUUCAUUGACGUAAUCAAAUUUUUAAUUAAAAGUGGAUUGAAUGUGACGGAAGAAACGUGGGCCUUUUUCAAGAAGAAUUAUUACAAAAAAAAUCGCGAUGAAGUCUUGCAAAUAUUUCAUGAAAUCUUACAACAACAUCCAGUUGAACCAGCGACUAAACGAAUGAAGUUCGAAUAACGUUGACUUAACUUUUAGACACUUUGCAAUAUAAUAAGUCAGUUUGUCAUUCAUUUUGUCUUAACUUGUGUAUGUUCCCCCCUUAGAAGUUGGAACGUAGUUAUCAAAAAGAUUUAAUAAAUUACUAAUCAAUA